This is a messenger RNA of Clupea harengus (Atlantic herring), 1808 nucleotides long. Its product is annotated as BTB/POZ domain-containing protein KCTD11-like. The record is from RefSeq and is a predicted model, not a curated record. Lineage: Eukaryota; Metazoa; Chordata; Actinopteri; Clupeiformes; Clupeidae. Gene Ontology annotation, biological process: protein homooligomerization. Gene Ontology annotation, molecular function: protein binding.
UUUUACAUGCCCUUCCUAUGUGAAAGUCACAAAAAUGUGUGUCUGUCAGAGUGAGAGAUUAACAACGACAGAACAAACUGUAAUAAAACAAAGAAAAACACAGUGCUCUGAUAAACAGCUGAGUGUUGGCCUACUGUACUACUUCAUAUAAUACUAUUAUAACUUUAAUAUUUAAUUACAUCAUAGUUCAUAGCGGACUGUUAUGUCACUACACGGAGCGCUAGGUGCAAAGUUCUUACAACUCUGGCUCGCUCUGGCAACUCUGGCUCACACAAAAUGUUCUCUAGACGUGUUUCCGUUGUCGCUGACACAAUGACACAUUGGUAACAAUUAAACGGAUAAGGAAGAGAGAGAGAGAGAAAAAGGAUACUGACACAGACAGACACGGUUUGCUCACUGCGACAACAAUGUGUUUUUUGUAAGUUUCAAUGAAAAAGUGCACGUCUCGCCAUGACGGCCAGCGUGAUACAGAGAGGGGUGAUUAGUAUGCCGGCCGAGAACCAAAGUGUGAACGGACAGAGCCUCCGUUACGCAACCGAAGACUCAGCUGACAACAGGAGAGGCAAACAGGACUCUUUUAAAGACGCAAACUUUGGAGCAAUUGGAGUUUGGUAUAGGCUACGCAUCGCUACGCGCACAGCAGCAGCCACAAAUCUAAGGACAACUUAAGAGAAUAUCUGUGAUUAGCAUGCUAAACACAUCGGACGGUAACGGGAAUUCACCGCAGGACCCGGUGUCGGUUAACGUAGGCGGAGAGGUGUACACAACUACUUUGGACACCCUCACGCGUUGCCGUGAUUCCAUGCUCGGUGCAAUGUUCACGGGGCAGAUCCCGUUACUGAGAGACCGGCGCGGAAACUUCUUCAUUGAUCGAGACGGGAAAGUUUUCCGCUACAUUCUCAAUUACCUGCGCUCCAACAGCCUUGAUUUACCCGAAGGCUUCAAGGAACUGGAGCUACUCAAGCGCGAAGCGGAUUUCUUCCAGAUUCGCCCGUUGCUUGAUGAGAUUCGGCGUCAUGAGACUGGUGGAGGUACAGCAAGCUGCCGUGCAGCUAUGUUAAAUGUUAGCACGGAAAGUGAGAUGCGCGUACUGCACUUCAACUUAAAGCGUGGUCCUGAAAACUAUGAGCUAAGGUCGUGCGCUGUACGUGUGUAUGUAGCCACUGUCUUCUGUACAUCGCGAGUAGUUCUUGAGCUUCUGUGUGCGCGCUUUUCCUACGUAGCAAGAGACGGUCCUGUUUUGCCCCAGCCAAGCACCGCCCGUCAGAAUUGCCUGCGCUUGGAAUGGGUCCCUUGUCCUGACGAGCUGCCUCGAGACCAACACCAGAAGCACGGAUUCCGCGAGCUGAGGACCGAAUCUGGUACAGAUCUGCGCGAUUCGCGCGCCUUCAUGGAGGAAUUACUGCGAGUUGCUCUCUGCGAGGGUUUCAGGGUGGACUCGGUGUUCCCGGACCCGUCAGAUAUCCUGAACUGUAGUGCUUUGCGGUUUGUGCGAUACUGAGUAGCCUCCUAGAAACAUCAUGAAAAGGUCAUUAGUUUACCAUAUGUAUUCUGUCUUGGUUUAAAUGAGUGAAGAACAUAAUACCUCAAGCCUAUAUUUGGAUAGGCUACCUAUGCUUCUGCUGUCAGUACCCUGACCCCUGACAGCAUUGGAAACACCGUUAGGCUCUGAAGUAUUUACAGAACACUCAAAUACAAAAACACAAAGCUAUAACUGUGUAGGUUUCUCAUUAUAACCAGUUGUAGAUUCCAUUCACUCUCUUUUUAAAAAGGUGCAAUUAACAUUCAAUAAAGUGUUUUGUAAGCAA